UAUUCAAAUUACAUCAUUGCCAUCGUGACCGUGUGAGUCGUUCAAAUAGCGUCGUUUAGAGAAAGACAAAGCAGACGCAACAGAAAUGGAAAACCAACUUUGUAAGCUUUUCGUCGGCGGCCUGAAUGUGGAAACUACAGAUGAUGGCCUUCGCCAGCACUUCGAGCAGUACGGCCAGCUGACCGACUGCGUUGUUGUCCAAAACCAGCAGCUCCAGCGCUCCCGUUGCUUUGGGUUUGUGACCUACUCGACUGCGGAGGAGGCUGAUGCAGCAAUGGCGGGUAGGCCUCAUGUUGUAGACGGCAACAACGUGGAGCUGAAGAGAGCCGUGGCCCGGGAAGACGCCGGCAAACCCGAGGCCCUCGCCAAGGUGAAGAAAAUCUUCAUCGGCGGCCUGAAAGAAGACGUGGAGGACGAACACCUAGCAAACUACUUCUCUCAGUUCGGUACACUGGAGAAAGCCGAAGUGAUCACCGACAAGCAGACGGGCAAGAAGCGCGGCUUCGGCUUUGUGUACUUUGAAGACAACGACUCUGCUGACAAGGCCGUGGUGCUCAAGUACCACACCAUCAACGGGCACAAAGUGGAGGUGAAGAAGGCCCUCUCCAAGCAGGAGAUGCAGGCCAGCGGCGGCAGGGGAGGCCGGGGCAGAGGAGGGCGCGGAGGCGGAAGAGGACAAAAUGGCUACGGCGGCGGCUACAACAACGGCGGUUAUGGCGGCGGCUAUGGGGGCAAUGAUGGCGGCUACGGCAACAGUGGUGGCUACGGGAGCGGCGGCGGCGGCUAUGGAAGCAGCGGCGGCUACGGGGGAAGCGGCGGCUACGGAGGAGGAUACGGAGACCAGAUGGGCGGCUAUGGCAACGGAAACGGCUACAGUGACUUUGGCGGUAGUUAUGGCGAUCAGUCCUCUGGCUACGGGGCGAUGAAAGGGGGUAGCUACUCCUCCGGCAGAAGCAGCGCACCUUACUCCAGAGGUGGUAGCGGCGGCGGCGGCUACGCCAGGGGGGGCUACGGUGGUUCCUACUAAAGCGGGUCCUGAGUAGCUCCCGCUGUGUGUGGCUACACAAAGAAGAGCGGCCCCAUCACGUAGCCGGUAAGAGAUCUUCGGAUCCAUUUGGAUUCCUUCAAACACAGAACUCAGAACUUUUUUUCUAAUUAUCUGGCCUAAUUAGAGUAGUAUUGACUGGGGCACUGGCAUCUUUCUCCCCCAAAAGUUUUGUGCAAGAUACCUUUUGCCACGUGGGGAGAUCCAGCCAAAUCACUCUUUAUAAUGGCCACUAACUGUUGCAGUUAGAAACCUGUAGGGUAUUUUUUAUUUUUUUUUGUAACACCACGCGGUUGCCCGUCCAUUUUUUGGUGGCAAUCCACCCUGGAAUUUCAGGCGCCAAGAUUUGCAUUCUCCCCCGAAAAAUAAGGGGGUAGUGGGGGUGGGGGUCAUCCUGAAAUCUUUUGAACUGUAUUGGCAUGUCUCCCGAAUUUUUAUUUCUGUAAUAAAGGUCCAGAAGUGGUUUAUGAUACCAUACAUUCAGAGGUUUAGUCAUGUUUAUUUGUUUUACCUGCAUGUUUUUAGUUGGAUGUAUUGUGUGACGGGGUUAUUUUUUUAUUUGUCUGUCUUUUUUUACUUGAGCAUUACUGAGUGGUGCUGCAGUGAACCCAAUUAAGUCCGGGUUUUUUAGGUAAUACAUUUGGUAGCAGUUAGAGCUGUACAAAUUCAAUACCCAAAGAUUGUACUAUUAUGCUAACUGUAUUGUGUAAUAACUCAGGGUACCAAGUAUAUAGUCUAAACCAAAUGUGUUGCCUAAAUAUUUGUGGAUUUUAAAAAAACUGCCUCUCGUCUUGCUAUGCAGGGGAAGAUUGCAGUACUUCAGUUUCCUGUUACUGCAUUUCUUCAUGGAUUUUAUUUUUUUUCGAAAUCGACAACAAUAAACAUUGCAGUUAAUGUUUUGCGUUGUAUUAGCCUUUUUUUCUUACGUGCAACACAAACCUUUCUUAAACUUAACCGUAUUUUGAUUCUCUCUCUCUCUCCCAUGACUGCUUCGUUGUCUGACUUCUAAUGUUUGUGGUAAAUGGAAAUUGAUAUCAAUGUGACUCCCUGAAGGAUUGGAAAAAUUACUGUAAGGAACAGAAGUCUUCUGUAAACUUUAAUUGGUUUUUCCAUUUCAUUGUAAUAAAGUUUUUUUCUUUUUUUUUUUUUUAAUCCUUGAAAAUCGGUGGUAUUCUUUAUUGUAUGGGGGGAGGGGGUAUUUCCAUACUCCACGUGCUACUUGUGUGGUACCCAUUUUGUGUGUUGUGCUGCUAAUAUAAAACACUAGGUGCCGCAGUGGAGGCCAGAUUUAAAUCUGGCAUUGCUGGGUUUAGCGGUUGCCUGGGGAUACUGCAACUCCCAAUCCAUCUGGCCAAUGAGCCUAGUUCAGUUUUUCCAAGGGUCCUAACCUUUUUAAGUUUCUCUUUUUAAAGUUUGGGUUAGGACAUGCUGGAUCUUAUUUUGUCAAUAAAAAAGCAAACCUAA
Polyodon spathula (Mississippi paddlefish) is the source of this 2509-nucleotide messenger RNA. Its product is annotated as heterogeneous nuclear ribonucleoprotein A0-like. Gene Ontology annotation, molecular function: RNA binding. The transcript has a single exon. The coding region runs from base 86 to 1027 and encodes 313 amino acids. NCBI's taxonomy places the organism in Eukaryota, Metazoa, Chordata, Actinopteri, Acipenseriformes, Polyodontidae. The record is from RefSeq and is a predicted model, not a curated record.